UCUGUCACUUAGUCCUGCUGCACAAGAAUGACUCAGAUUCUAGUCAGAUGCACAUUGAGUGAAUCUUUUAAUAUCUUCAUUAAGAUAUAAGAAUGAAUAAUAUGAAUUGUAAAUGAAGUGCAUUCUAUCAGUGGGGCUUGUAGAGAAGGGGCUGCCCUUGCUCCUUCACUAUCCGAAUUGCACCAGGCAGACCCCAACUUUACUGAUGGAUAAACUUUUUGUUAAGUUCGUUGCCUCAGGAACGCUCCUUCUGUUUGGGAUCGUGUGUAUUCUACUUCUAACUGUACCUAUACAUGAACUGAGAGAGCGGCCGCAUUACAUGUACGGGAUUGUGCUGGACGCUGGCUCCUCACACACAGCCUUGUACACCUACAGAUGGCCAGCAGACAAGUUAAAUGGCACAGGCGUGGUUGUCCAGUACAGCGAGUGUCAUGUUAAAGGAGGAGGAAUCUCUGCUUAUGCUGGUCAGCGGGGUGCAGCAGGCCGCAGCCUCGAGGCAUGCUUGAAGGAGGCCAUGCGAGACAUUCCCCCAGAUAGACAUCACCGCACCCCUGUGUAUCUGGGGGCCACUGCUGGUAUGAGACUUCUGAAAAUUACCAAUCCCGACAAAGGAUUUAAGGUUCUUCAAGAAGUCAAACAAAAAAUCAAAUCUUUUCCAUUUACCUUUCGAGGGGCAGUCAUUUUGAGUGGUCAAGAAGAGGGGGUUUAUGGUUGGAUCACUGUGAACUACCUCCUUGAAAACUUCAUAAAGUAUGGCUAUGUGGGCCGGUGGCUUAACCCUGGCAGAAAAACAGUCGGAGCACUGGAUUUAGGUGGGGCGUCCACACAGAUCACCUUUGAGACCCCAGAGAAAGUUGAAAACGAGAGAAACCAUAUGACCUUGCGUCUCUACGGGCAAGAGUAUUCCCUCUACACACAAAGUUACCUGUGCUUUGGUAAAGAAGAGGCUCUGCGCAUGGUCCUGGCCUACCUGGUUACAUCGCAGGGUAAUACUAGCAAAGUGUAUCAUCCCUGCUACCCAUCUGACUUCACUGAUGUCUUCAAGCUGGGGGAAGUGUUUGACUCGCCUUGUGCAGCAUCAAGGAGACCCAAAACGUACGACCCUCAUUCGUGGAUCAGAGUGCAAGGCACCGGGGACUACCAAAGCUGCCUUGGCAACACUUCUGAAAUAUUUUCCUUUCACUCCUGCCCCUUUUCUCAGUGUUCCUUUAAUGGAGUUUUCCAGCCCAACAUCAGUGGGGGAUUCAUGGCCUUCUCUGCCUAUUUCUUCACUCACCGUUUUCUCCAGCAAAGUACAGGGAUAAAGAUCAGCACCUCUGCUCAGCUAGAGGAGGCUACACAGGCUGUGUGUAAUAUGACCAUUGAAGAGAUGACCAAGAAAGCCCCUGACUUGAAAAAAUAUCUGAACGAUUAUUGCGCAGUUGCAGUGUAUAUACAAGUUCUAAUGCUUAGGGGUUAUAGCUUUGAUGAACAUUCGUUCCAAAAUGUUGCUUUCCAGAAAAAGGCAGGUGAGGCCUCUCUGGGCUGGGCUUUGGGUUAUAUACUCAGUGUGAGCAGUCUUCUUCCAGAGGAACCUGUGGGGAUCAGGAAGGGCUUGUGUCCUGCGGCAUGGAUCGGUUUGUUGAUUCUCCUAACUGGCCUCCUCACUGCCACCGUCUGUUACAUGGCUCUCCUAGUGAUCCGGAAGAAAAGGAGAAAUGGAGGUGUCUCAUAGCGCACUCUCAUACAGUUAUUUUCUGUGUUUUGUGUCUUUACAAUAAUCUCCACAAAAAGUAUUAAUGCAUUCCAGUAAACGGUCAGUGAUAAUGUUGUGAUAAUAUCUCAUUUAUUAAUUUAAUAUCUAAUUUAUUGUUUUGCCAAAUGGUUACUGAAAGAUAUGAUUUAUGUGCAUCAAACCAUAAAGUAAUUUGAAGUUCAAUUCACGAGAAAAGGAAUUAAUUCUAAAUGCUAUAAUAUGAAAUAUCCUUUAUUACUAUGUUAUAUAAUUUGAUUCUAUCACUGUAUUAUUGUACAUUCACAGUUGUAUGUCACUAUUUUAACAGAUUUCAGUUGAUUUCAUAGUCUUUUUUAUAUACUAAUCAACUUUAUUCAAUGUCUUUAUUAUUUGUCUUUUCUAAGAGAAAUGUCUCCUGUGUUUUGAGUCUCUAUUUUUGCCCAGUUCAUAUUUGUCUUCAGUUAACGUAUAAGAAAUGCAUGACAUUUCACCUGUUUCUCAGAUUGAAGGAAUAAAUCAUAAUGUUAAUAAUUCA
Molecule: messenger RNA, 2249 nt
Organism: Pimephales promelas (fathead minnow)
Lineage: Eukaryota; Metazoa; Chordata; Actinopteri; Cypriniformes; Leuciscidae
Source: RefSeq, a predicted model, not a curated record